Molecule: messenger RNA, 2625 nt
Organism: Closterium sp. Naga37s-1
Lineage: Eukaryota; Viridiplantae; Streptophyta; Zygnematophyceae; Desmidiales; Closteriaceae
Source: the annotation of a GenBank genome assembly
AUGGACGACUACGAUGCUCUCGAGGAUUUCGACUUCGAGCAGACGCUCGGCCCCGGCCCGCUUCCGCCGUCCGCGCCCGCCUUCAGCACCGCCGUCCCCGCUUCCGCGCCCGGCGCGGCGGCUUCCGCGGAGCCGAGCGCCGGCCCCGGCGCACCCGGCGGAGCGGGUGGCGGGAAUUUCGGCCCGCGGGCCGAUGGGUUCGGCGGGGGUUCGUCGCAGCACGCGCAACCCCCGUACCAGCAGCAGCAGCAACACCAUCAAUUCCCGCAAAGUCAGCAGCAUCAGCAGCAACAGCAGCAGCAGCCGCCGCAUCAGCAGCAGGCGCACGACAUGGGAGGCGGGCACGGGGGAGGUCCGCCGCCUGCCGGUUUCCGGCGGAAUUACCGGCAGACCGUUUGCCGGCACUGGCUGCGCGGGCUGUGCAUGAAGGGGAACGACUGCGGGUUUCUGCAUCAGUACGACAAGAGCCGCAUGCCUGUGUGUCGGUACUUUGCGCGGUGGGGCGAGUGCAGGGAGCUUGACUGCGUGUACAAGCACACCAACGAAGACGUCAAGGAGUGUAACAUGUACAAGCUCGGAUUCUGCCCGAACGGCCCUGAUUGCCGGUACCGACAUAUGAAGCUGCCCGGCCCGCCCCCCCCUGUGGAGGCCCUGGCGGAAAAGUUUCAGCUGCAGCUGCAGCAGCGCCCCCCCUUCCACUUCGCGGGGGGGAUGGGGGGCGGAGGGGGAGGCAUGGGGGGAGGGAUGGGGGGUGGCAUGGGGGGAGGUAUGGGGGGAGGCAUGGGGGGAGGCAUGGGGGGAAUGGGGAUGGGGAAUGGGGGGCCAAUGGGGGGAGGCAACAAGCCGGUGCGGUUCUUUUCUGGGCCUGGGGGAAUGGAGCAGCAGGGGGGCGGGGGGAUGGGCGCACAUGGGGGGGGGGAAAUGGGGGUAGGUGGGGGCAUGGGGCAUGGGGGAAUGGGACAAGGGGGGAAUAUGGGGCCUGGGGGAGGAGCUGUUGGGGGUAUGGGCGGAGGCGGGGUAGGGGGAAUGGGAGGAGGAGGGGAGAUGGGGCAAGGGGGGCCCAUGGGGCAAGCAGGCGGGGAAGCUGGGCCUGGUGGGGGGAAUAUUGCGCCAGGGGCAGCAGGGGGCAUGGGGGCAGGCGGAGGGGGCAUGGGGGUAGGCGGAGGGGGAAUGGGACCAGGCGGAGGGGGAAUGGGGCCAGGCGGAGGGGCAGGGGGGGCAGCUGUGAAUCAGCAAGCGCAGCAAACAGGGCAGCAGCAGGGGCAGGGGCAGGGGAGCCAGGGGCAGCAGGGGGGGCAGCAGCAGGAAGGGGGAGGGGGGAUGCAAGGGGUGAGUCGGGCAACGGGUGAAGGGGGAAUAGGGGGCGGACCCACUGGGGGAGGGGGAGGGGGAGGGGUUGCAAAUGGGGGGCAUAUGCAGCAACAGCAAGGGAUGGCGGGUCAAUCAGUAGGGGGCAUGGGAGGAGGGGGAGGGAUGGGGGGAGGGGGGAUGGGGGGAGGGGGGGUGGGAGGGGGAGCAGGAGGGAUGCACGGGGAAGGGGGGAUGAUGAUGGGGGAUGCGUCAGCAGCAGGCAUGGGAGCAGCAAUGGCGCCCACUCCUCCCAUGAGCCUCGCCAUUCCGCCACCACCCGGCACAACCAGGUACUUCAUCGUGAAGAGCAACAAUCUGGAGAAUCUUGAAUUGUCUGCCCAGCGGGGCAUGUGGGCGACGCACCGCAACAACGAGGGGAAGCUGAACGAGGCGUACGAGUCGUGUGAUAGUGUCAUUCUCAUCUUCUCCGUCAAUGAGACGAGGCACUUCCAGGGUUGUGCGCUGAUGAUGUCGCGCAUAGGAGCCGUGGUGGGGGGAGGGCCGUGGAAGUAUGCUCAGCGGAUGGGCAGCUAUGGGCAAAACUUCCGCAUCAGAUGGCUCAAGCUCUGUGAGCUAUCGUUCAACAAGACGCGGCACCUGCGCAACCAGUACAACGACAACCAGCCUGUCAAGAUCAGCCGCGAUUGCCAGGAGGUGGAGCCCUCAGCAGGCGAGCAGCUCACUUCCUUGCUCUACCGCGAGCCAGACGCACCCCUCCUGGCCACGGCACGGGAAGCAGAGAAGAAGAGACUAAUGGAGCAGCAAGCUCAGGCGCAGGGGAGGGGGGGCAUGGGCGGAGGGAUGGGGGGAGGCAUGGGCGGAGGGAUGGGGGGAGGGAUGGGCGGAGGGAUGGGUGGGAUGGGGGGAAUGGGCAUGCAUAUGGGCAUGGGAAUGGGGGGAAUGGGGAUGGGAGAGAUGGGGGGUAUGGGUGGCAUGGGUGGAAUGGGGGGUAUGGGAGGUAUGGGCAUGGGCAUGAAUAUGGGUGGUGGGGCUGGUGGUGCUUCUGGUGGCCGCGGCGCAGGUACAACCUCCAGCGGAGGUUCGGGGCGAGGUUCGGCUCGAGCAGGUCCGGAUGACCAGCGUCGGACCCUUGGCUCGGGCCAAAGCAGCGGAGGGGUGGGAGGUGAUGGCGAGAGGGGGAUAGGAGUGAGAAAGAGGGUUAUGGAUGGGGAGUCGGGGGGGAGGGAAGGUGUGGAAGCGGAGAGGAGAGCGGGAGGGAGGAGUGAGAAGGGGAGUGUGGCAGAGAGAAGGGAUCCGAGAAUGAGAAGGGGUUAG